AUGAAAACAAAAUCAACGUAGGCCGAAGAUCUGUAAAUAAAUAAUUAAUUUUGUAUCAGAAUGUAUUAGACUUAUCCUUCUGUCGGCAGAGGCCUAUUUAUAUAGAUCUAUUCUAUUAAUCUACGCCUACAUACCAUACGUAAUUAAUUACAUUGUACAUUUCUUCUAAUGAGAUAUCUAACAAACAUCUGAAUAAUAUUCUGGCAUUAUACAAUGCAUGUGUUUAAAAGAGAAAAUAAAAAGGAAUAAACAGCCACAUUCAGAAUAAUAGGCAUUACAUCGGACAGAUGAAAAUGAGCAAUUCUCUGAACAUCAAGUACCAGCCUCUGUCACAGUCCAUACCUAGUGAUGAUGAGGAUGAGGGUUUUGAUGAUAACAUUCUCUAUGAUUCUCGGCUGGUUAAUGGACCAAAGAUGGAUCGGAGAAAUGUAUUUGAGUUAGAAAAGUUGGGUCAGCCUAGGGUCACCUCGCCUCCCAAUAUUCAGUUUAUGGGUAGAGGAAGGAGAACUGUGGUUCUUGUGGCUGUUCUUCUUGUCAUAUUGUUAGGAGUAGCAGCUGCCGUAGGUUUCCCUGUAAUAAACCACCUCUUUAACCAUGGGAUUGUGAUUGAAACAAUAGUGGGGCAGAACACAGCAGACUGGAUGAAAGAGUUUAAUAACACCUGGACAGAGUCAAGCAUCCGAAUGAUAGAUGUCAAUAAUGACAGAAUGGAUGACAUCGUCAUAGCUCUGACUAAGAAAGAUCUCAUGGAUUCUUUAGUUGAACAUGCCCAAGGCAUGGUGAAAUACUGCUCUUCUAUUGGUUCCAGUUACCCCUGCGGUGGUGUCUUACUGGCACUUCGUGGUGAUGAUGGCAGGGAAUUGUGGAAGGCUGCCACCAGAUCUGUUGCUGUGCACCAUGUCUGUGGUGGUGUAGAUGUCAAUGGUGACGGCAGGGGAGAUUGCAUUGUCACGGGUCGUCACUCUACGUGUCAGGCGGUUGACAUAGUUACAGGUAAAAUUUUGUGGGUUAUAGAUCCAGAGAGCAGAGAGUGGUCCAAUCACUUCAAUCCUCUGUGGACUGUUUAUCUGGGCCCAACAGUACAAGAUCUGGACCAGGAUGAUGUAAUGGACCUCAUUAUUUUGCACAGCCCAGACAAAGAAUCAUGGAGUCAUAUUCCAUCAUCUGGUAGGCUGAUUAUUUUAUCUGGCAAGACUGGCUUGCCAAUUGGGAAAAGUUAUUUUGAGUUGCCAACCAAAACAGAAUCCCAGAUGCCACCUGUGAUGUACACAACACCCACUCAAGCCAUCUAUAUUUUAUAUGGAUUAAACACAGAGUCUACUCAAGGAAAAGUGAUGGCCAUCUCCCUUCCUGAGCUGUAUUACAAUGUAACUGAGAAGAAGAUGACUGGUGUUGAUGUGACUGCCUACAAUUGGCCUUUAAGACAAACCCAAGUUGGAUCAGCUUAUGUGUUGCUUACAAUUUCAGGUGGUAUUUUAGCUCCCCCUGUACUAGCGGAUAUGAACAAUGAUGGGAGCCUGGACAUUCUGGUGACAAGUGUAGAUGGGAAUGUGACAUUGCUAGAUGGUCAGACACUAACACAAACUUGGACGCGGUUGUUUCCAGGCAUGGUGACUUACAGCUCCCCAACACCAGGAUACUAUGACUCAGACUCAACACUUGAUUUUAUUCUUCACCUGCAUCAAGGUGUGCCAGCCAAACACCGGUCAUCUCAGACUGUGAUUCUGAAUGGCAAGGAUGGCUCCACAAUGUGGUCCCAUCAAGGCCAUGGAACUUUCAACUCCAGUGAUCUCUCUCUAAAAACUCUUACUGGCACCAAGGAUGUCUUCUUGUUGAAGCUCAGCGGCAGAAACACAUCAACUGUACAGAUUGAUUUCCUAGACAAUCUAACAAGAACUUCAGCAGAAUCUGAAGACAGCAGUGAUUCUGGUACAACAGCUGAUAAGGAGUUUGAAUUCAAACAUAUGUGUGAUGAAAUCAGACAAAGGGUCAGCAGUCAGCAUGCCCUGUGUGAUGAUGAUCUUCAGCUUUUCACACAGGAACUUUUUCUCAUGGACAGUUUUGUUGCCAGCUACCCUCUAAAAAUACUGGAGCAUAGGGCACACAGGCAUCAUUAUCGACUUCGCCAUGAAGUGGGGACUAACCAUUGCCACGACCUGUCUCCCCGACAGAAGGACAAGAUAGACAUGUGUACAGUACUGGUCCCUACAAGUCACACAGGAGCUGUAGGCGACGUUGAUGGAGAUGGGUCCUUGGAUUACGUGGACAUCACACAAAUGCUGGGAUCCAACCACAGUGACACGUUUGUCAUCACUGGCCAGUUUUCCAACAUCAUCCUAUCCAAACACAGCAUUAAAACGGCCAUUGCCAGGGAGGACUUCACCUCUCUCAGCCUGACCAUGAACCUGGUUGAGCUGCAGUCCACCAGUGAUUCCAGGCAGCAUGUCAAGAACCUGGAGUUCUUACCUGCUUCCCUACAGGUGUGGACCCAGUACCUGGGUGUCAACAGAACUAGCGUGUAUAGCGCACCUCACAGGUAGGGUUAGCUCUAACACGGGAGGUAGGAAUAAGAAACGUUGUUGGACAUGGGAAUAUUUGUUAUUGUUACUUAAAGCUUUACUGUACUGUCUGGUCACCAAUAACAAAAUUUUUAUGUAAACUAACAUCUGUUUAGUUUACACGUUUUGGGUGGAUUCAUUAUAUCUUUUUUGUUCCAUUGAAAAAAAUCACUGAAUUACUAAAUUUUAAAAAUAUAACUCAAUAUCAAAACUCAAUACCCUGCCUUAAAAAUAUUACACCUAGUACUAUGUAAAAAGAAAUGUCUGUAUUUAAUUUUUAAUACAGUAUUAAUCUUUGAAUGUAUACUACAUAGCUUUCACUUAUGACAUUUUAAAAGUACAUUUUAUCCAAUUUUCACUAUUAUAAAAAAGGGACAUAAAUAUAUCAAAUUUUCACCAUUCCAAAAUUUACACAGAUAUAUUCAAUUUCCUCCAUUAAAAAACUACAUGAAUAUGUAUACAGUUUCUACCAUUAAACAACUACAUAAAUUUUCCAGUUUCCAACAUUAAAAAGCUACAGCGCUUAAUCUGCUUUCUAGCAUUAAAAAAUUACAUAAAAAUAACCACUUUUCACCAUAUAAAAAGUUGAUGCCUUGUAUUUUUUGUUGUUAUUGAUAAAACCUAUACCUCACCCAGCAUAAUUGAGUAAGGUAGACUGGUUAAAUGUAUAGGUUUAAACUUGAUGAACGUUUUUUAGAACAUGUAAAGAUUUGCAAACAUUUUAACUAAUUAAAACCAUAAGUGUUCUGCUCAAGAAUUAUCUCCCUAUUUGUUUCUAAAUGAGUAAAACCAUCACUUCUUAAUUGGUCAACAUUAGAACUAAUUUUUAAAAUGAUGCAUUUUUUAAAAAUUGUAUUUAUAUAAGUAGAUAACUUUUCUGUAGACAGCAUUGCAUGUUAAUAUGAUAGAUGUAGAAAAAAAUUCUACAUUUUUUUAAACUUGAUGUUAUGGAAAUACUGGUAUGCUUUAAUUUAUACAUGUAAGCUGUGUGGAUGAUGUUUGAUCUAGUGUAAAUAACAAUGAUAAAACGAAUCUGAAUAAGAUGUGAGAUUCUGAUGUUGAUGUUGUAACAAGUGAAGAAUCUUAAUCGUGGUGUUAGUCCGAGAAUCGUUAAUGUGGCCUUUUGUAAAAAUAAUGUCAGGUUUUAUGUAAAAAGUGAGGUCAAGUUUAUUUAUUUCCAGCUCUCUAGCUGAAAAAUGUGCAGCUCUGUUUUGAAAAAAUGCAGCUUUGGCGCAUGUACUGGCAAUGUUAUUUUCUGCUAGUUUGUUGUUCUAUAGAAAGCCUACUGUUGCAUUGACUGGUUGAUUAUUGCUGUGUACAAAGCUGUAACAUUACAUUGUAGAGAACGCUGUAUACUGUUUGCUGUGUAUACUAUGAUCAUUCUAGUCUAUAGUGAGUUGAAUUGUGUUGUUUCUGGGGUUUUUUUUUUUUUUUUUUUUUUUUAUAAAUUCUGAUAUUGCUGAUUUUUUUUCUUUAACUCCACUUUUUACUAAUAAACCACAAAAAUAUUGUUAAGAAAUUAUGGGCAAAUUAGUUUUGUAAAUAUUCAUUGAGAAGAAAUGGUUCAACCUCAUCAUAGAUUGAGAUUUUUUUUCCAGUUGAUUUUAGAUUUUAAAAUGUUUGCUUUAAAGUUGAAUCAUGGAGUUUUGAAAUUAAAAUGUUAACCGUUAUUUUAAACUGCUAACUCAGUGUAAAAAUCAGUGCAAAAAAUAUUUUGACUAGUCAUAUGAUAUUAACCUUCAGGGAAGAAAUAAAAAUGAUUGUCAUGACUGAACAUAGAAAACAGUGGCAAGGGCUGCAGGGCUAGCAUAGAUAAAAAAAAAAAGAGAGCCACACA
Molecule: messenger RNA, 4395 nt
Organism: Physella acuta
Lineage: Eukaryota; Metazoa; Mollusca; Gastropoda; Physidae
Molecular function (GO): protein binding
Source: RefSeq, a predicted model, not a curated record